UUGGUCUAUAUUUGCAGAUUUUGGGGAGCAAACAUGUCUUCCGAGGAACAAAAGAUACUGGACUACCGCAAGGAUGUCAACAAGCGCCUGGAGAAGUACCAGGCGCUGCGCGACUUGGACAUCUUCGUAUUGGACAACUCGAUGCGUGAGAGCACCGUGGGGCAGCUACGGGGCCACACCCUGGAGAGCAAGUGGCAGAUCUACGACGAGGUCAAGAAGUGCGGCUUCAAGAACACCAUCGUGGCCUCCUUCUCGCACAUGACCCGCGUGGACGACGUCUUCAUCAAGCAGCUGACGGAGCGGGGCGAGGACCGGCAAGGCCUAUGGGCUUUCUCCGAGAUUACAGAAGGUACACUGACGGGGAGCCCCAAAGCAAAGAAAAGCAAAACCAAAUAUUUAGAACGUGGCGCCAAGGGCAAAGUCCCCGAUACCGAGUCCGUCCCCGUCGGUAUCCGCAAGUUGUGCGAGGUCGGCCUGUACAACGUCAUCUUCGAGGUGGACCUCAGCGAUGGAGUCUACGACUUCGAGAAGUUCCCUAUGCCGAAGAUGCUGGAGCUGCUCAAGAAAUGGACGGUGUGGUGCCACGAGAAUCUCCACAAAGAAGCUAAGAUCAUGUUCAGUUUCCGCGAUUUGCCGGACACCAUGCCCGACCACCCGGAGCGCGUGUUCCAGACCGUGGCUUACCUGGCCAACCUGCCGGGGGACCUCCGUCCCUUCGGCAUGAUGUUCGAGGAGCCCAGAGGCAAGACCUUACCGGAGGAGUGCGGGGCCUGGGCCAAGUACAUCCGCCAGACCAUGGACGAGAAUAACUGGAAGGGGCACCUGCUUGUCCACGUGCACGAGAAGUUUGGCUACUGCGAUGCCACAGCUCUGCAGGUCCUCAUGGACGGUGCUGACGGUAUCUGGGCCAGCGUCUGCGCCGAGGGUGCCUCCAUGGGCAACGCCUCCUCCUGUGUCACCUUGCUGAAUCUCAUCCGACUCGGCAACAAAAAAGUCUUGGAGAAAUACAACUGCACCUACCUGAGAAAGGCCGCAAUCAACGUGACCAAGAUCACCACGGGCUCAGCUCCGCACAGGAAGCAGCCAGUCUUCGGUCCCCGAGCUACCGAUUUCGUCUUCGAUCUGAAGCCUGAGGAGUUCGACUUGGCCAGCUUCUUCGGGGAGAAGGCUCCCGUGCGAAUCACCACCAUGGCCAGCAAGGAGAUGAUCCAGCAGCGCUUGGUCAGGCUGUACGGGAACGAUCCGCAGUUCACUCUGGACUUGACCAACAAGAUGAAGGCGCUGAUCUUGGAAGAUCUCCGUUCUGGAAGAAAGGAAGAAUACAUGAGCAAAAUCGGCCUGGCGAUGCUCAUGGACCGCGCUGGGGGAAAACUCACCGAGCCUAUGCGAGACGCAAUCGACAAGGUAGAGAUCAGGGCCCCCAACGCCAACAACCUCAUCAAAGAGAUCCGCAAGAUGUGGGACGAGUGGGACUUGAAAGACAAGGUCCAAGGUGACAACAUGCUCCAGUACGAUAACUUCUACAACGGCUUCAUGGCACCGUACUUUUCCUGCUACCGUUGCUCCGACACCAGACGCGCUCUCCAGGCCGUCGACAUGGAUGCUGACGGUCAAGUAGAUUGGAACGAGUUUCUGGUCUACCUCAAGUGGGCGCUGCACGAGUAUCCCCACAUCUCUGACACGGAGCAGCUGCUUGAUAUUGCCUUCCGUAAAGGUCUGAUCCCGGCCAUGCGAGAUGAAAUGUUAGUUAGUCUCGGUCAAUAGAAAGGUAUUAGUGUCCAUGGUCUUGGUCAAUAGAAAGGUAUUAGUGCCCAUGGUCUUGGUCAAUAGAAAGACAUAUAGUGCCUGGCAUGAAUCGACUAUCCUGUCCCGAAUUGAGACUUAGAAUUUGCACCAUCAUAAUGUUUCCUUUAUAUAAAAAAUCUAUGUUUUUAUAAAAUGAGUAUAUGAUUUAUAUAUUGUUGGUUUAUCGUAAUAUUUUGUAUUUUCAAAUUGGGAAAACAGAAAGUUAGGCAGUAGCGCGGUUUGCAAUGAAGUAAUUGCAUACUUUGUAGGCUUUCAUUGUUAAAUAAAAUCUGUCUCAUUAAAUGCAUCUCAAUAUUAGUUUACGUAUUUAUGAGUAAGUUAUAGUUAAAUAUAUUAAUCAUAAUAAUACGUGGUGGUUGGUACCUUUCGUACUUUCCAGGUCCAAAAAAACUUAGUUACAAAGCAUUGUCAACGAAAAUACGAAAAAGAAAAAACAACGAAUAACUAAAUUACCAAGCAAAGUAUUUUGCACACAAGAAUCAUGUUAGUAAUGGUUACUUUAAUCGAUGCGCAUGCACUUUCGAAGAUUACGGUUAAAUUGAUCCUUUUGUUUUAAAGAA
Messenger RNA from Patiria miniata (bat star), 2366 nucleotides. RefSeq lists its product as uncharacterized. Lineage: Eukaryota; Metazoa; Echinodermata; Asteroidea; Valvatida; Asterinidae. The record is from RefSeq and is a predicted model, not a curated record. The coding region runs from base 34 to 1764 and encodes 576 amino acids. Gene Ontology annotation, molecular function: calcium ion binding. The transcript has 5 exons.